This is a messenger RNA of Xyrichtys novacula (pearly razorfish), 9278 nucleotides long. The record is from the annotation of a GenBank genome assembly. Lineage: Eukaryota; Metazoa; Chordata; Actinopteri; Labriformes; Labridae.
AUAGGCAGAAUGACCGUAAACAAGAAAGCGGAAACAAAAGGGUUUUUUUUCUAUAAAAACACAAACACAUCCCCGGCUGUCGAUCUCAGGGAAAAAACAACAGUCACUGACUUGGCCUGCAAUAACAUUAAAACUUACGUUAAGGAAGAGUUGAGUCAUCUGCGGAUCAAACUGCACCGGUGAAAAUGGCACUGAAGAGAAUAAACAAGGUAAGUUUCACCGGCUAGCUUACAGCUAAUCUGAGCUAACUGGCCCAACAGAGGCUAACGGAAGAACUCCGUCUACUUACACACACUAAAACCCCACAUUACCACAUAUUUCAGCAACAUUCGCGCUGUGGCACAACGAAAGAAGAACUUGUGUACAUUUUUGGAAACAUGGUGUUUGUUGACACACUCCAGAAUAGAUAAAAUAGCGAAUAACAACUUCAAAGUUUGGAGCUAACCUGCUAACAAAUGCCUAAGUUAGCAUUGUAACUCCUCUUGUCUCUGUGACACCUGCACACCCUGAGUUUGAUAUGUCUCUAUACUACCAGACAGAACUGUGAAAGUAGCUGAUAUAUUGUCCUAUUCUCAUGAGACAACAAUUGAUAGCACUUGGACAAGUACAUCUCCACACACUUCCCUUUUAUUUCUUAUGUUUCUACGGCUUUGUAGUCGGUCAGUGUCGUCUGUUUCUCCAGAACUACACUUCUUAGUGAAGGUCAGGUUUUUACAGGAGGUAGUAAAUGACAUAAUGAGUGAUUAAGCUUCCUCGUUUAUACUCUAAAUGCUUUAUAAUGGGUGUAGCUCUUAGCGAAGAUCUAAAGAGCUCCUCUCAUUUACGCCACUCCUCACUAACCAGGAAGUAAGUGAGGAAGGGGGGAGGACAGGAGUGGAGGGGAGAGGGAGAGAGUGCAGACUGCAUUAGACGAGUUACUUACAAUCAAUACAUCAUAUAGGAAGAUCCACUGAUUGGCAGAAAGGGAAGGUAGCAAACUUCAUGUUCACAUUAGACUGUUAUUGAACAGGAUUCUAUGUACUCAACAUUUCUGAGUAUGUUGCAGAAUCAGAACUUAGGGGAGAGUGGGGUAAGUUGAGCCACCCCCUGUUGCUUGGAAAUGGUCAAAGAAAUUGAUCAUGUGACCAAAUAUUUAGGAGAUGGGCAUAAAUUCAUGGAGUCUGUGAAGGUUAAAAGCACAUGGGUGAAGGGGUUAGAUAAAAAAAAAAAAUAAUUCACUCUUGAAAGUGAAUUUAGUCUGUCACAAGUUUUAUUAGAAUUGUGUUCAGACCAAAGAAGAUCAUUUUAAAUUUGUUUUAUACAUCAAUUGUGGUAUCUAUGAGCUACAACAAGAGGUCAAAACCUAACAUAAAAGUCCGCCAUUUUAGAUUAGAGGACUAAUAAAGUCAUAAUAGUAGUUCAGGGGUGAGUUGAGUCAUUGGUUCAACUGAGAAAGUAAAUAAGUCUGAUGAGAGGAUCAGAGUUUCAGUUCAGAUUGUUGAAAUGUUUGACUUUUUCUUAUCAAAAAUACAGCUGUGAAUGUGCUGAAUCACUUAAAGACAUUCUCAUGUUAAAAUGGCUUUUUAUAAAACAGCUUUUUAGCAGUUAUAUGCAAUCAUAAUAAAAAGAAAGAACCAGUUGAAUAGUGUACAAUAGAUAAAAAUACACAUGAAUAUGAAGAAGUGACUGUUAUUUAGGGAGAGAGAAGGUGAGGGAGGGCUGGGGUGGAGAGUGGGGGUGGGGGGGUGGGGGGGGGGGGGGGGUAGUAGGGAUGCAGCUCAACUUACCCCGCUCCUAUGGUCAACUUACCCCAUACACAGGGUAAGUUGACCAUAGGGGCAGAUACACUAGUUAGAGACAAAACUAUGAUUGCCUUGAUGUAGUGAUCCGAAAUAUGAAAAGUGGCUCAUCUUACCCCACUCUCCCCUAUACUUUGAGUAUCGUCUACAGAAAAUGUUGUACUUCACCACAUUUUACACGGUAUUAUUUGACAACAUACAAACUGUCCAUCCUGCAUGACAGCUGGGUGAUCCAGUGUGAUCUAUGCUGCAAAAACCCCACAAAUCCUAACAAACAUCCAUCCUUUAUUUACCAUAAGACUCAAUAAUGAGUGUUUUAUUGAAGGAGACUGAAAAGUCUUGACCUAGCAGUAUGCCAAUUCAGCACCUAGGUACCAACAUACCAUACUCUUUUUACCCCAAUGUUUGCCAAUAAAAGAUAAAAAAAAAUACACAAUAGUUUCAUCUUCAUUCUUGUGAAGGCCUGCUGUGUUUUUCAUGCUUUGGAAAUAGUGUUAUGAUCUCAAAGUCAAUUACUUCAUCUUAAAAAAAUAGAGAUUUCCACUUUAAAACUCUUUGACACCAGCAGUACCAGUAGACCUACAGUGUUCUUAAUGGAAUCCCUUUUUUUUAAUAUGGUAGGUAAUUCUCUCAAAUGCACUACACAUAAUGAGAUCCUAACAAAUUAAAUUGUCAUACACAUGAAGAUUAGUUCUCAUACAUGUGUGGCUGUUUGUAUGGAGAGGCAUUCUAUAGUUUACUAUAAUAACUCUUUAAUGAAAGUGUACAGUCUUAACAGACGUUAACCUAAAGCAGAACCCCCUUUUUUUACUUGCACCAUGGAAUACGUUGAAAUUUGCCUACAGCAUUUGUCAUGGUAUCUUGGCAAACUCAAGAGAGGCUUAUCUAACUCAGUUUGUUGCCUCAGCCAAAAAGCUGUUUUACUUGUACCUGCUGUGACAGUUUUUCCGUUGUGUCAAACAGGAACUUCAGGACUUGCAGAAAGACCCUCCAGCUCAGUGCUCUGCUGGACCAGUGGGCGAUGACAGUGAGUACACACACCCAAAAAUGCAUAUCAUGUCACAAAUUCCCACUAUAAUGUUUUUGAAUGUCGACCGUACUGCCUGUGGAUCAUUUUACGGUGAUAAACUUGACAAAACUAAUUCGUCUCAUAGCAAACUGCUUCAGUUUCACACUUGUACUACCUCACUUCGUUUUUGAAGCAGGGCUCUUACUUUUUCUUUAGUGUCUUCUCUAGGAACUACUUUUUGGAAACUAUUGUACACUGCUACAUCUAACAAAGCACCAGUGACCAAAGUUAAAAGAUCACUAAAAUAAUCAGAUGUAUCCAUUAUCUGCUACAAACAUCAGAAUGGAUGAUAUCUAGGGUCUAAAUAUUCCUCAAUUCUGCUCAGAUUAUUUUAUUACUCUUAGCUUAAGCUACAUUGACGUGACAGGUCCAAAUACAAACUCUAUGUCAAGAUGUUUCAAGCAAAGUCAAGCCCCAACUCCUUCUGGCUCCAUGCAUAGCCAACUGAUGAAUUGUGUGCACCUGGAUAGAUGCAGAAUCAAGAUUUGUUUGAGCGUUCAUGUGGAAACCGUAAAAACAGGGCUGUUCCUUAAGCUGCACAAAACUAAAACCAUCAAUCUUAUCGCAAAUGUUUUUGUUUUUUUUUGUAUGUCAUGUAAAAGUCUCGGUUUGGACUUCAGUCUGUAUCAUAAUUGUCAAAUAAUCCCUCAGAGGAGCUUUAUUUCAAUUCUACUUCAAUUGAUUCAGUUAAUAUUUCAGACUUCAGGAGGCAGGUAAAAGAUAGAAGAGGCAUGGAUUAAAUAAUAGACAGAAGCACCAGGAGAGCUUGUGUUUUAAAUUCAAAGUAUGAAUAAAAACAAAGUAGUCAGAGUCUGCCGGUGAGUUGUAAUUGACUGCUGAUGAGCAGUGUAUCUGUGAUGUGUAGAGCUUACACUCUCUUGUGUCUCUCUUUCUAGUGUUUCAUUGGCAAGCGACCAUAAUGGGUCCGGUGAGUAUUACAAUAUCACUUCAAACUUUCAGUCCUCUCAUAUUGACUGGUGUGCCUGUGCUGCAUCAGAGAGGGUUUCCUAGCUGUUUCUUCUACUUGGAGCAUUUACCUUGUAUUUGCAUAAGCCUUCAGUUCGCAGCUGGGAUACGUUUAGUCAACUUUGCAUUGCUUUUCAAUUGUUUUGCAUCCUCUUGAAGUACUGAAGCUCAGUGUAAUGUGUAACACAGAGGCUGACAUGUUACUUGGUUUUAAUUGACUGAAAAAGGUGUGUUAUUGUCAUGUUUUUACACUUGAUAUUUAACCUCUAUAUCUGUUAUACUCUCUAAAAUAAUGUCAAUGUUCGUGGUGUCUCUCCAUCAGGGUGACAGUCCUUACCAAGGAGGAGUUUUCUUUCUCACAAUCCACUUCCCCACCGACUACCCAUUUAAGCCACCAAAGGUAAGAGCUUCUGUAGUUUCUCAAAGAUUUGUCCUAUCAUCAGGGCAAUUUAUCAAGCAUAUACAAAAUAAUUAUUUCUCCAUAACUUGUCUGAAAGAAAAAAGUAACACAGACCCAAGAGAAGUAGAAAAGCACAUUAAAUGGUAAACCAACGAACCCUAAGCAAAACAAGAAUCGAGUAGUUCACUAGAAUUUAAGGAGCUAGGGUCUAGCAAGAAAGUUGGACCAAGUUUAACCUCUUCAGGUGUACCACAAAAAAUGACCAUGGAAACACACUGUACUUUGUCAUUUGAAGGUGACUUGGCUGAACUUAAGUUGACUGUUGUUUAACUCUUAUUACAGGUAGCGUUCACAACAAAGAUUUAUCACCCAAACAUAAACAGCAAUGGGAGCAUCUGUUUGGAUAUCCUCCGGUCACAGUGGUCUCCAGCACUAACGGUGUCUAAAGGUAAAUAUCAUGUCCUCUUGUUUUCACUAUGACAAAAAAAAAAAACAAAAAAAAACAGCAGCUCUGAUGUCCUUCAUUAAGUCUUCGUUCAGUUCUGGGUGUUUUCAGUAUUAUAAGAGGCAUGCAAGGGAUGCCAGCCACAGAAAUGCAAACCAAACAACGCAAACUGAAAGUUCUUCACAGGAGCUAAAUAAGAGUAAAUGAAAAUGAAGGAACAACAGUGACAAAACGAGGUCUUUAGAGCUAGUUUGGUAAUCAAUCUACCAGUCUUUAUUUGUAUAUCACUCUUCAUACAACACAAUGUAGCACAAAUACUUUACCUACAAAAAGAAAACAAAUAUAAUUUAAGAAUGAAAGAAUACCGGACUCUACCCCACCUCCUCCCUGUCCCCUCAUCCCCACCCAGCAAUUUAAACACAGUAGUGGUAAGUUAUAAAGUACAUUGACUAGAAAAGAGCUAAACAAGCUCAAAUCCAUUCACAAGGUCUAUUCAGUAAAAGCAGCAAUAUUCGCACUGAGGAAACGCCAUCUUAAAAUUCAAAAUGAGGAAACACUAGAGGUUAGUUUAAAAUGUAAAAACAAAGAAACAUAAAAUGAAUUUUAAGAAAUAAUAAAUUGAAAUGAGAUGAAAACAGAAAAAAAAAACAAUACUAAAAUCAGAGCAAUUUUGACCUUAAACAACAGCUAAAACACUCAAACAAAUUAAGUUAUUGAUAUAAAAUUUAGUUAAAGGUAAGACUUAAAAGGAAGGUCUUGAGUUUGCUUUUAAAAUCAUAAAGAUUAGGUGCAGGUCUCAGGACUUCAGGUAAGCUGUUGCAUAGAUGGGGAUGGUAGUAAUAUAAAGAGACAUCACCGUAUGUUUCAGUUUUAUCUUUAGGUACUGUUAACGGAAAACUUCCUCAAGACCUGAGGGCUCUACUGGGCUCAUACAAUAAAAGCAGAUCAGAUAAAUAAGAUGGGCCAAGGCCAUUAAGAGCUUUAAAAAACAGUAAAACUACCUUAAAAUCUAUUCUAAAAGAGACAGGUGGCCAAUGCAGAGAUCUUAAAAUUGGUGCAAAGUGAUCUCUCUUUCUGGUCUUUGUUAGCAUCUGUGCAGCUUUAUACAGUAAUAAAGCCUCAUAAUCAAAGAGAUGAAUAAAAGAUAAUAAAAAGAUAAUCAAACCCUCUAGUUCUAUGUAUGAACACUGCAGACUCCUGAUGUUCCCUCAAACAGAGAUCAUCUAUUGUGAUGAAGUCCAGACAGUUUUAAACAUGUUUUAUCAACACAGUAGCUGAUGUGAUCUUUUUUUAUCUUCUUUUUUUUAUUGCAGUUCUUUUGUCUAUAUGUUCACUGCUUUGUGAUCCCAACCCAGACGACCCCUUAGUCCCAGACAUAGCACAAAUCUACAAGAACGACAAACUCAGGUCAGAAUACACACAUACUCACUUUGUACUUUACUGACCACCGUUAUCGAUGUAAAUGCCAACAUAGGAGUUUUGAAUGUUGAUCUCAGUGUGUGGUUGUCAGAGUCCAUCAUCUGCUAACUAACUCCUUUGUUUUCUGUCCUCAGAUACAACAGAAUAGCAAAAGAAUGGACCAACAAGUACGCCAUGUAAAGAAAAGAAAUAAUCAAAGAGAAAAAAACAAAAAUAUGCUGAGAUUUUUUUCUUUGUCCUUCAUUUUUUAAAGUCACAACACACUGUAAAUUAAAGUAUGAAAUCAUCAAGUAAUCUUAGGUAACUUCCAUCAAACUUAACCCUCAUCAACAUUAUUGUAAGUCUGACUUCAUGACAUACAUGUUACUUGUUUUUAAAAGUAAGCAAAGGUUUUCCAGAGAUAGUCAUUGAAUUGGUAUGUUGGCAUUUUAAAUUUUGGCAUGUUGUUUUUUGCAUCGAGGAUAUUUUAUUUAAAACGUACACAUUCCUUACAAAUGGCUUAUUAGAAUUUUACUUUUUUAAAGUUGAACUAGUGUAAUAUAGACUGUGCAACCAUCAUCUGUUUGUCAGCAAUGAGUCCUUUCUCUUAUAAAUGACCUGAGUAAUAGUGCAGCAUGAUAGCAUUCAUGUAAAACAAGCUGCUUCAUGCCUGAAAAAAUCUAGUCCAGGAAAACACACAUGGAGCCCCGCAGUGUCAGUUGAAAUCUGUACUCUUAGUAUACAAAUCUGUGUACACAGUUUCCGUACCCACUAAUUUGCAAUCUGUGGGUAUGUCAAAAGACAACAAAAGGUCAAUCGCUUCCAUGCGACCACAUUUACCAAUUUACUCCAGUUUAUCUGGAUAAAAAUGCAGACUUAACUGUGAAAGCUGGGAGAAGUUGAACACAAAACACAAUAUGACAUUAAAGGGGCAGUCAGUGAUAGUUAGGUGCAUGUAGCAGAUGUUUUUAAACUAGUGAAGUAGUAGUAAAACUUUGACAAGUGGUGGAUCACAUGAAUUGUGCAUCACAGGAGCUUCUCGUCCACCGUCGCCUCACCGAUUGGAGGGGUGAGCAAGGGGCAUUUGAUUGCUCCCAUUUCUACACACUGUACCUUUAAAUCUUAUUGAAGAUAAAUUGAUGCAUUCUCUUUGAAGAUAGUUUAUUCAUUGAAACUAUAUUCACGAAUUUACGGACAGAUAUGAGCUGUGUACACAGAUGAAUAAAUCCAGAGAACAGAUUCACAUACGUCCUUUCCGUUCCUACACACCGAAUCGCUGAAAUGGGGCCAGACGUGAGUUUGUCACUCUGACACCUGUUAUAGUAAAAGGUAUCAUCUCAUGACCCUCUUAAAAAAAAACUACUCCUGACAUGUGAUGGAUGUUGGCAAUCUUGUUUCUUUUGCAUUUUGUAGCAAGUUGAAUAAAAUGAUGUACUGUUGCAGUUAAAAUGAGGAAAUGGGAGCAAUUACAAGUCAUGUAUUACUGUGUUCUUCAUCUCUUAUUGUUUUCAUUAUCAUUGUUUUAUUAUUAUCAUUAUUAUUAAUAAUUGUAUAGUAUUAAAAUCUUCUGGAACUCUGUUAUUGUUUCACUUUGUUUCACUGAAAUCAGAGUCAUCUGAUGUCUGUUUUUAUGAUACUGUUCUCUUUCCCUCUGAGGAUACUUCAUAUGUUGGCUUUUUGGUUGGUUUUGGCACAGGCACAAUGUUAAAUGCCGUUUACGUCAUCAUGGCUGGAUUAAUGUUACAGUUUUUUACUUGUCUUAAUCAAACCUCCUGUUAUGUGGCCGGUGUUGUUAGGUGAAGCACAUUAGCAACAAUCCUGGGACAGGGAGUUUACAGAUGACAGACAGUUUGACAGUUUUAUUCUCUGCCAUAAUGUAAGGUAUUCACUCUUCUAACACGGGCAAGAGAGUCGUCCUUGCCUACAGAAAGUCAGUACCAUCGUGUGGCGAUAUGUGGUACUGCAGGAGCAUUACAUAAACAACUGGCUGAACCAAUAGAUUUGAUCACAUUACACCUGUUUUGGCAUCUUGGAUUUUUUUGGAACAUUUUAUUGAUUAAAGCACUCAGUGAUCUUGGUCCUAGUUAUGUCUCCAACCUUUUAAGGCACUCUGCUGAGAACAAAGAGGGGACAGAGCAUUUUUAGUCCUGACCCUGAAGCUCUGCCUGAGGAUAGAAGGUUGGCUGAUUCACUGCUCUCAUUUGGGAUGCUUUUUACAAUUUUUCUAUGGAAGAGUCUUCAGUGAUUUUAUCUCAUCUGAAAUGUCUCUCACAGUGACCUGAUUUUGUGUAGUAUUGGUUAUAUAAUCCAAGAGGGUUGACUUGGGUUUGCUGACUUGUGACGUGCUUUGUUGUGUAUUUUUUAAAGGUGCUCUGUAAAUAAAGAUAAAACUGUCAUUGAUUUAUUCAUGAUCAAGAGAAAAUGUUUUUAAAUAAGGGUUGAUUUGCUGUCUGAUUAAAACAGCUUGUAAUGGUUAAUCAUACAUAAAGAAAUAGUAAUUCAAACCAUGACGGGAUGGAUACCACACACUUAGAAAGGGAGAUAAUAUCAGAUUUAGUCAUGGCUAUCUGAAUGUACAAGGUGGAGCUGCUGUGCAUGCUGAUCUGUAUGGUCUGGUUGUAUCUGCUGUUUUGUUUUAAUGUGAUUCUUUAAAUCAGCUGGACUGAAGUCUGUUUAUUCAACUACCUUCAUUUGUUUCAGCAUGUACUUUUCUUGCAUUCUGGCCCUGACAGUGGUCAGAAAUUUUGAAGCUACUUUUGACUAUUUAAGUGAUAGUACCAUGUCUCUCCACAGGGUGGUACUAAACUUAAAAAAAAAAAAUUCUGGACCUAUUUUGAAACUUGUUUACUGAACUUUAAAUGCUUAAGGGAGACAUGCUCCCUAAAUCAGCUUAUGUGGAAUCCACUUAACUCAAAUCACACAAAAGAGACCCCAGCUUACUAGGGAUCAGUUAAUUGUUUAAUCUGUCAUUGUUUCCAUCGCAGUUUAGAAAGAAUGCGGCUUCACACACAUUUAUUCAACUCAUUUCAAAAAGAGAGAGAGAGAGAAUGAUGUUCACGCAUUUGCUUCAACCUAAAGAGGCAAAAGAAGUGUGUUUCAGAUUUUUAACAAUGUCUAUGUUUCUGGUGAACUCCUGAGACAAACUUUCAAAAUAAUAACUGUAUAAUUUGGGAGGUAAAAAUGGAAAUCUUUCUUAAUAUUAUUAAAAUUUGGUCUGAUGUA